Molecule: messenger RNA, 1056 nt
Organism: Penaeus vannamei (Pacific white shrimp)
Lineage: Eukaryota; Metazoa; Arthropoda; Malacostraca; Decapoda; Penaeidae
Source: RefSeq, a predicted model, not a curated record
AUGUCCCCCUCCACCGUCCCCUCCUCCCCUCCAACACGUCCCCCUCGACACGUCCCCUCCACAACGUCCCCUCCAGACGUCCCCUCACACGUCCCUCCCCAACCCCCUCCACACGUCCCCCUCCACACGUCCGCCUCCACACGUCCCCCUCGACACGCCCCCUCCACACGUCCCCCUCCAGAACGUCCCCUCCACACGUCCCCCUCGACACGCGUCCUCCACACGUCCCCCAGACGUCCCCCUCACACGUUCCCUCGACACGUCCCCCUCCACACGUCCCCCUCCAGACGUCCCCUCCACACGUCCCUCCAGACGUCCCCCUCACACACGUCCCCUCACACGUCCCCCUCCACACGUCCACACGUCCCCCUCCAGACGUCCCCCCCUCCACACGUCCCCCUCCAGACGUCCCCCUCCACACGUCCCCCCCUCCCAUCACCACGUCCCCCUCCACACGUCCCCCUCCAGACACACGUCCCCCUCCACGUCCCCCUCCACACGUCCCCUCCACGCGUCCCCCUCCAACACGUCCCCCUCCAGACGUCCCCCCCACACGUCCCCCUCGACACGUCCCCCUCCACACGUCCCCCUCCAGACUCCCCCUCCACACGUCCCCCUCCAGACGUCCCCCUCCACACGUCCCCCUCCACGAGUCCCCCUCCACACGUCCCCUCCACAAGUCCCCCUCUACGCGUCCCCCUCUACGCGUCCCCCUCGACACGUCCCCCUCCACACGUCCCCCUCCACGAGUCCCCUCCACAAGUCCCCCUCGACACGUCCCCCUCCACACGUGUCCCUCCACACCUCCCUCCACAAGUCCCCCUCCGACGUCCCAUCCACGCGUCCCCUCCACACGUCCCCCUCCACACGUCCCCCUCGACACGUCCCCCUCGCACCCUCCACAUCCAUCAUACAGAACCACCGCGCCCAUUACAGCAGCUUUUAACUUUCCGAACUUCCGAGCCCGCGAUUACCAAGUCAUUAGACACGUGGGCGUACUUGGCAUGGCGCCCACGACCGCCCUUGCUUAUAAUUCAUGUGCAUCUAUCAUCUUGA